CUAGUAGAGAAGGCUGAAGUCGUCUAUCCAAGCACAUCUCCUAAAGGAGUCAAGGAGAUCAGGACUGCUGUGCAAACAGUCAGGAGCAAUAUGGAGAAUUUGUUCCAGGAAAUGCAUGAUCUGAAUAUUAGCCUAGAAUCUCUGGCUGAAAAAUGGCACCAAUAUGAGGUGAAAUAUGACACUCUAAGUUCAUGGGUCAAGGACACUGAAAACUCACUGAAAGCAGAUGGCGAUCUCAAAGACUCCUUAGAAGAGAAACAAACCAUUUUAGAGAAGCAUAUGGCUCGGCAUGAAACCAUCAUAGCUCAUCAAACAGAGCUAGAUGCUCUUAGUGAACAAGGUCAAAGUUUGUUGGAAAUGUGUGACAGUGUUGUAAGCUCCCAAUUGACUCAGCUUAGUUCCCGAUAUGUGUCACUUUUGACUCUGUCGAAGGAUAUGUUGAAGCGCUAUGAGCAGAAUGUACAGGAUCACCAACAGUACACUGACUACUACAAUAAGUUCACUUCAUGGUAUCAGGAUAUUGAAGG
Owenia fusiformis is the source of this 527-nucleotide messenger RNA. The record is from the annotation of a GenBank genome assembly. Lineage: Eukaryota; Metazoa; Annelida; Polychaeta; Sabellida; Oweniidae.